AUGUUAAGGCUGAACACGAAGACUGGUGCUCCUGCCAAUCCGACCGAUUUGUCGCGUGGCGUAUUCGGCGCGACCGUAGGUAUUGAUCGCCUACUGAAACUCUGGGACAAAUACAACAUCAAAGCGACAUGGUUUGUACCAGCGCAUUCUGCUGAGUCAUUUCCACAGCAGAUACGCAAGAUCAUUGAGAAAGGGCAUGAGAUUGGGCUGCAUGGGUAUACGCACGAAUUUGUAUCUCUUUUGAGCGAGCGCCAGCAGCGAGAUGUCUUGGAAAAAUCGAUUCAAGUCUUGACGGACAUUGUAGGCAAGAAACCGCGCGGCUGGACUGCGCCUGCUUGGAGUACGAGCAGAGACACCAUUAAGCUCCUCGAAGAAUUCGGGAUCGAAUACGAUCAUUCUUUCAUGCACCACGACUCCCAGCCCUACUAUGUUCCUUCACCACAUCUCAGCACAUAUACAGAGACCGAUGUAUCAAAGCCAGCUUCCCACUGGAUGACACCCAUGUCAACGUUGAAGCCAUCUGCAGUGGUCGAGAUACCUGCGAAUUGGCACUUGGAUGAUUGGCCACCCUUUCAGUUGUCACUCACGCAGCCAAGUACGCAUGGCUUCGUCGAUACCGCGGUCAUCGAACGCCUGUGGAAGGAACAAUUCGAGUUUCUGUAUCGUGAAUGUCCAGAUGACGGAAGCUUCAUUUUCCCUAUUAGUAUUCACCCGCAGGUCAGCGGCAAGCCACAAGUUAUCCUACUGCACGAGAGGCUCAUUGAGUGGAUCAAUGGGUACGAAGGAGUAGAGUGGCUUACUAUGGAGCGAAUCGUUGACGAGUUCAAAAGCGGUAAAUUGAGCGGCGCGACUAUAGAGGGUGGGGCGGAAGUGUAA
This is a messenger RNA of Alternaria atra, 876 nucleotides long. RefSeq lists its product as uncharacterized. Lineage: Eukaryota; Fungi; Ascomycota; Dothideomycetes; Pleosporales; Pleosporaceae. Gene Ontology annotation, molecular function: hydrolase activity, acting on carbon-nitrogen (but not peptide) bonds. Bases 1 to 876 code for a protein of 291 amino acids. Gene Ontology annotation, biological process: carbohydrate metabolic process. The transcript is spliced from 3 exons. The record is from RefSeq and is a predicted model, not a curated record.